This is a messenger RNA of Letharia columbiana, 399 nucleotides long. RefSeq lists its product as uncharacterized. The transcript is spliced from 2 exons. The record is from RefSeq and is a predicted model, not a curated record. Lineage: Eukaryota; Fungi; Ascomycota; Lecanoromycetes; Lecanorales; Parmeliaceae. The coding region runs from base 1 to 399 and encodes 132 amino acids.
AUGCUCCACACGCUGAAACCUGAUCUAUUCACCUCGCCUACGGGCGAAGCAAGUCAAGGAGUAUAUUGGUUUGAGCGUACGCGAGAAGUGCCGAGGGGUCAGAUGUUGGGAUUCGGCGGCGUUCAUUCAUGUACCACAUGCUAUAAUAUGGACGUUGUGAUGACUCUGCCAAUAGGCCCUGCGGCGGACAGAGAGAAGAAGGCUGGGAAAGCGGCGGCAGGUACGGCCACGAAAAAGGACGAAUUGAUCGUGGUUGAGAGUACCGAUGACGACCAUCUUCGAGCCAACGAUACCCCCAGCAAGCAUGGCAAGGGAAAGGACAAGGAACUCGGCAAGAAGAUGUUGAAAAAUUACCUUGAAGUUAAGGCGGAUAUGCGUAGGUUAAACUUGACGGACUGA